This is a messenger RNA of Kalmanozyma brasiliensis GHG001, 2205 nucleotides long. Its product is annotated as Single-stranded nucleic acid binding R3H. Gene Ontology annotation, cellular component: nucleus. Lineage: Eukaryota; Fungi; Basidiomycota; Ustilaginomycetes; Ustilaginales. Gene Ontology annotation, biological process: negative regulation of transcription by RNA polymerase II. The coding region runs from base 1 to 2205 and encodes 734 amino acids. Gene Ontology annotation, molecular function: RNA polymerase II transcription regulatory region sequence-specific DNA binding; DNA-binding transcription factor activity, RNA polymerase II-specific. The transcript has 3 exons. The record is from RefSeq and is a predicted model, not a curated record.
AUGUCAGAAGCAUCAGCGGCUGGCCCUGCUGCUUCAUCAACACUGCCUCCCAUUCAAAAUCUACGACUCCAGUCACAAGCUCCAGAAGCGUCCUCAAGCUCGACAUCGUCUUCGAAUUCCGGCCGUGGACGCAAUCGUGGAAACGGUCGUGGUCGCGGACGAGCCAAGAACAUUGAUGGCUCGUCUCGUGGCAACGGCUCCAAUGCCAACAUUACAAACGUUGGCGUAGAAAGCGGCCCUUCUCCCGCUCCUGCAGGCUCGACACACGAUGCAUCGAAAACACAAUCGAGAAGGAAAGGCAGGCGAGGCGGCGGCGACAAGUCGAACAAGCCCAAUGGGACAGGUGGCGAGUCUGCCUCAGCCGACAACGACCCCUCAUCAGCCGCCGUGCCCCCUCGUCUAGCAACACGGCGUCAGCAUUUCGGCGGCAAGCUCACGGGUGGAGCUAGCGCCACAUCAGACAUCGCUCAGAACGGAUCCAAGCCAUCACAGAACGGUCGAACAAAAAAGCCCGUGGUCAAAGUCCCAGCCACCGCCGAGCCUGUCGAAUACGCCGACCUGCGCUCUCGUUUGCUCGCCGAGCUCUCCUCGGGAGAGUACGACUGCGUCAUCUGCUACAGCACCGUCACCACACGGCAAGCAACAUGGUCCUGCUCGCAAUGCUACUCUGUGUUGCACUUGCCAUGCGUCCGCAAAUGGGCCGAAAGCAGCGUCAAGAAAGCCGAAGAGCACAACGCCAUGCAAGAGGAUCCCGAGAUUCGCAAUCGUCGUGGCACAUGGCGAUGUCCAGGCUGUCAGUACGCGCGGGAGGAUGUACCCAAGAUCUACUGGUGCUGGUGUGGUCGCACACAAGAUCCACCUGGAGGACGGGGCGCCAGUCCUCACGGCUGUGGUCAGCGAUGCAGCCGCGAUGUCAGGGCAUUUGCCACGUUGCUGGUCGAGAGUGCGCUCCUUGUGCGCAGAUCUGUGGCAAGCCGCGACGACUUUGUCAGCAUCCUUUCCCGCACAAAGUGCGGCGUCUCGAUCCACGCACCCAACAAGGAGAAAACGCUCAAGUGCAAUGACUCGUGCAUGAUCGCGCAGAGGAACGCCAAGCUCGCUGAAGCCCUGGGCCUCAACCCUUCCGAGAAAGCCGCUCCGGCUGCGUACGAGCACGAGACGCUUGCCUACUACGCCGUAACGAGCAACCGCAAGUUUUGCGAUGAGGUUGAGGCGGCUCUGAGCGACUUUAUUCGGUCGCCACGAGCAGGCAUGAUCCUGCCACCGGCCAACAAGUUCCAGCGCAAGUUCACACACGAGCUCGCAGCCGUCUACAAGCUGGCAAGCGAGAGUGUGGAUGCAGAGCCCCGACGCAGUGUCAGCAUUCGACGCAAGCAGGACAGCCGCAUUCCCAAGCCGUUGCUUACCGAGGCCUUCGCUGCCGCGCGAGCAUCGCUUAUGGCUUCGCAACAGCAGCAACAGCCGACGCAGGGCAAGCCGAUCGGUCUCGCCCAGCUGCAACGUCCGAGCGCAGAAGCGCCGAAGCCGCUCAACGCCAUCUUCCUGCCUGGCGUCUUUGGCCAUGAUCAAGACUCGCUGCGAUCGCUCCUGCAGCCCGUGCUUCGCACCAUCAAUUUUGCCGUCACGUGGAAAGGAGACGAAGAUGUGAUCAUCACGUCAUCCGACUCGCCGACGCGACUGAUCAUGAUGAAGACGGAGCUCAAGUCGCUCGUACGCAGCGAGCAGUUUGCACGCGACGUCAUCCUGUGCACGGUUGACGCGAGCAAGAACGUGGUGCGCAGGGAAGACGAGCCGAUCCUCAAUGGAAGCGGCCGCACCGGUGGCGCCACAGGUGCUGCGUGGGGCUCAGCCAUGAAACGAGGAGGAGCCGCUUCGAGCGGACACGGCUCGGCAGGUGUCGCCAAGGCAAGCUUGGGUCUGGUGGGAGAUCGAGGUUGGGCUGCGGUGGCUUCGGGGUCUGGACGUAACUCGCCCGCUCUCACUAGCGAACCUGUGUGGGGUCAACCAAUGGUGACCCAGCCCAGUAGCAGCCGAGCAACGACGGGCCCGAUCGCUGGAAUCGUUCCCAAUCCGAACGCUCCUCGACGUGCUGCUGCCGAAGGCCAAACCCACGCUGCUGUUGCGAGCUCUGCACCCGCUGCAGAGCCCUUCAACACAACCGAAGCUAAAGGACCGGUCCCCGAAAGCUGGGAAGACGAGAACUAG